This is a messenger RNA of Glycine soja, 2095 nucleotides long. Its product is annotated as cyclic dof factor 3-like. The record is from RefSeq and is a predicted model, not a curated record. The coding region runs from base 293 to 1669 and encodes 458 amino acids. Gene Ontology annotation, molecular function: DNA-binding transcription factor activity; DNA binding. The transcript has 2 exons. NCBI's taxonomy places the organism in Eukaryota, Viridiplantae, Streptophyta, Magnoliopsida, Fabales, Fabaceae. Gene Ontology annotation, biological process: regulation of DNA-templated transcription.
UCUAUUGCAAGCCACAAAAACUUGUGGCCAAGAAUCGAAACCCCUGGUGACGUGGCACCCUGCUCUGGUUUAAACGGAUCAAAAUCCAAGUCGUCGUGCCUCCCAUUGCCAACUUAGAUCAAAACCCAAACCUCAAUAAAACCGAAACUCACAAACACUUAAACAGAGGAAGUAACGAACCAACCAACCUGACACAGCCGCCACAACCAUAAACAUUAGCAUAAACAAAAAACCGUUAAUCUCGCGCGUUCUUUUUUGUUGUUGUGUCGUGUCCCUUUUGGAUCUCCAGAAAAUGCAGGAGAAUAAGGAUCCAGCAAUUAAGCUCUUCGGCCAGAAGAUUGCCUUCGCCGGAGAAGUCGACCCUCCGGCCAUUUCCGCCGGCGAAAUUGACUCGCCGCCGGCGAUGGAUGUCGACAAGGACGAAGAAGACGACUUUGGUGACUCAGAGACUGAAGAUGAGAAAGACAAGGAUCCCCGAGCUGAAAAAGUUAGUGAGAAAACGAAAGAAGCUGAUCCUCCUCCAAAUGCUGCAGACUCAAAGAAGACCCCAGAGGGUAUUCAGAACCCAAACACACCUUCCAUAGACGAAGAAUCUGCAAAGUCAAAAACCAACAAGUCAGAGAACAACAACAACAACAAAACACUGAAGAAGCCGGACAAAAUUCUGCCAUGUCCGCGCUGCAACAGCAUGGACACAAAGUUCUGCUACUACAACAACUACAACGUCAACCAACCACGCUAUUUCUGCAAGGCGUGCCAAAGGUACUGGACUGCGGGAGGAACCAUGCGAAACGUGCCGGUGGGAGCGGGGAGAAGAAAGAACAAGAACUCGGCUUCGCACUACCGCCACAUCACAAUCUCUGAAGCACUUCAAGCAGCAAGAAUUGAUGCUGCCCCCAACGGGACUCAUCAUCUUUUGAAACCAAAUGGGAGAGUCCUCAGCUUCGGAUUAGAAUUAGACCCUCCAAUUUGUGAUUCCAUGGCCUCAGUCCUUAACCUCACUGCAGAGAAAAAGGGUACUCUUAACAACAAUUCAAGAAACAACAACAACAACAACAACAACAACGGUGAUGAUUGCUCAAGUGCAUCUUCAAUUACUGUUUCCAAUGAAGAAAACGGGAAAAGCACGUCUCAAGAAUCAAUUGUGGUGCCUAACAGCAACGGUUUCAUCCACCAUGUUCCAUGCAUUUCAACUCUUCCUUGGCCUUAUCCUUUUCCCUCAGGAGCACCUGCUAUGUGCCCUCCAGGGUUUCCAAUGUCAUUCUACCCUGCAGCAUUUUGGAACAUUCCAUGGUUUCCCUCACAACACUCACACCAUUCUUCUGCUCCAACUCCUAGGUCUCCGAAUUCUCCGACACUAGGAAAACACUCCCGCGAUGACGACGCGACAAAACAAUACCAUUUGCAAGAAGAACAACCACCCUCAAGGCAGAGAAACGGUUCUGUUUUGGUCCCCAAAACACUGAGAAUUGAUGACCCAAGUGAGGCUGCAAAGAGUUCUAUAUGGGCAACUUUGGGCAUCAAGAAUGAGUGUGUCACUGGUGGAGGCAUGUUCAAGGGAUUCCAAUCAAAGAAAGAAGAGAAAGACCAUGUUGUUGAAGCCUCUCCUGUGUUGAGAGCUAACCCUGCGGCUUUGUCUAGAUCCCUUAACUUUCAUGAGAACUCUUGAAUUCAGCAAUAGCAGCAACAACAACAACAACUCUUUGUAAGAGACGGUGACCAUCUUUCAGCAAUGGGUGUUUUGGAAUUAGCCUCAUUGAGUUUGGAAUGAAGUGAAGGUUGGUAGUCUCGGAAGUGAAAUGAACUAAUCUACUAGGAGGUUUUGUUUAGACGUUGGUGGUGGGAAGUGGUAACUAAUUUUUGUCUUUCUUUUUUUAUGUCACACUAUAUUUUUUGUUUUUGCUUUUGCUUUUUAUGUGCUUAGUUUGGUGAGUUUUGAGUUGGUGUAUAUAUAUAAAUAUAUGUGAAAAUACUGAUGAGAAAAAAAAAGGUCUUUACCAUGUAUAAAAAUUCAGAGGUACUGUAUUUUCUUAUGCAAAUGUAAAAUAUUGAGACUUCCUUUGUUUUGUGGAAAAUUCAGUGUAUUUUGUGGAUA